This is a messenger RNA of Lolium perenne, 1893 nucleotides long. RefSeq lists its product as uncharacterized. The record is from RefSeq and is a predicted model, not a curated record. NCBI's taxonomy places the organism in Eukaryota, Viridiplantae, Streptophyta, Magnoliopsida, Poales, Poaceae.
AUGCAUGGCAAGCGUGGUUACCGCAUCGGAGACGGUUGUCCUCCCGGCUUCACAGAUGAGAGCUUGAAGCAGGAUAUAUGCUUUCUGCUUGAUCACAUCCAUGGUUUCUACAAAGCAGCGCUUGAUCGGCUUCCUAUGCCCUCGCUAGCCCCACGCCUCCUGAAAGCUGGCAUGUGCAUCGGCUUCCUCGACCCAGUCUCCAACAUCAUCGUUAACACCAUUGCCUACACCGCUUCAUCGUCCGACGAGGAGACACGGGAGUCGAUCCUGUCCAAGAUCAUUACCGACACCACUGACCAAUUUGUCUUUCAAGUACCACUUUCCCUGCACAAGGCCGAAGGUAUGACCAUGGCGCGGCGGUCGCUGGACGGUCUUGUCACCUUCCUGACCUCCCACUACCGCUACCUCGCGGAUCGGGUAGCGCUGCGCUACCUCUGCCUGGCCAAGGCUGACCUUCUCGCCGCCGUGCGCCUCAUCGAGCGAGAUCGUAACCAGAAGCGCAAUGGCAAGCUCGCGUGCGGUAUUGCAUCACGUACAACCAAGGUUGCCCUGGAAUGUGCCGCUAUAUCUGCAAGGCAUCCUAAACCAUACAUCCUGGUGAAAGCGUCGCUGAUUAUGGCCUCUCCCCAGAUAGAUGUCACUACACUUGUUGCUGGACAAGACCCUAGCGUCUCUGUGUUUCUGAGGCAAGCUCGUCUGAGCAUGAACCGAUCACUGGAUCUUUGUAGUAAGGAGAACAAGAAGAGAAAGAGAAGCGAGCAGAAAUCUACUGCCACAGAGUCCAUAGAGGGGAGCAGGGCACAUAGUAGUCUUGUGUCUCAGUCGACAUUCACAUACACGCGGUCGUUGAAGCUGUUGCUCCUUGGCAAGAUUCAUGGGCUCUAUUUACAGGCACUUGCCAAGCUGCCCCGGGAUGGCCUGCGCAAGCGUCACCACUACAGCCUCCUCAAGUGUGGAUAUUGCUAUGGACCCAGGGAUCCUGUCUCCAACAUUAUUCUCAACUCCAUCUGCCUCCACAAUGCUUAUAGGCAAGCGGCUGUUGCUUCAUGGCAUCCUGACCCUGAAGCUCUAGUGAAAUUUUCCAUGUCUUCCUUGAACAUGGAGUCUGCCGAGUUGCUAACUAUAUUGCAGCAGGGCACACUCACAAACGGCGCAGUUGAGUGCCUCACCAUGGCUUUGCCUCCUACCAAGGCCAAGGAUCAACAGAACCAGGUGGUGACAUCAAGCUCAAAGGUCUUGAGCAAAAAACAGAAUAGGUUUAUUUCAGAGUUCCGAAAGAAAUUUAGGCGCGACCAAAACUUCUUUGCCAGAAAGGCCAAUGGGGCUUUGAGGAAAUACUCUCAGCAAAAAGGGGUGGACUAUAAACUUCAUACAAUUUGCGGCGUGAAUCCCAAGGUACCUGAAGGGCCAAGCAUUGGGACCGCUAUGCGGAAGUUCAAAUUUGAGUACUUCCAUAUCAACUUUUUGGCAACAGCCAAGGGACUAAAUUCUGCUCCACAACUAUUCUUCGCUCAAUGUAGCAAUAGUGUUAAAGAAAUGCGGAAUAGGGCAUCCUGGUGCACCCCCAUAUCGUAUUCUUGCAUAGAUAAUGUUCGAUGCUUCCCAUGUGAGUUUAGAGGGUCAAAGAUUGUGCAUCCAUAUGAUGAGACAUAUUGUGGGUUCUACAAGGAUUUUUUUUUUUUGGCUAAGGGAAAACACGACACUCCCAAUGGACUUGCUAUCAGUGCCUGCUAUUCUAAUUCUGAUAAAAUGUGCUCACUGACAGAGGAUUGGAUCUAUUUUGAUCCCAAUAUGGACUCCAAGUUUGCAGAGAUGAAUCCGAUUCCUAAUGUGGCUAGAAAGUUGAGGAGGUGGAAAGCUAGAAGAAUACUUUAAUAUGUUUCUUUUUUGUAU